This is a messenger RNA of Microthlaspi erraticum, 1335 nucleotides long. NCBI's taxonomy places the organism in Eukaryota, Viridiplantae, Streptophyta, Magnoliopsida, Brassicales, Brassicaceae. The record is from the annotation of a GenBank genome assembly.
AUGGGCAACCCUUUCUCGAUAUCUCUUGAUCCGUGUGUAAACAAAGUCUCUAGCUGGAUUAACGAGAAAGUAGGUUAUAUACAUAAUCUGGAGAAUAAUCUUGUGACUUUGGAGACAACCAUGGAAGAGCUCAGGGCUAAGCGUGAUGAUCUGUUAACAAGGGUCACACGAGAGGAGGACAGAGGUCAUCAAAGGCUUGGCGAAAUCAAGGUAUGGCUUAAGAGAGUUGAGACUACUGAAAAAAAAGUCAAUGAUCUUCUUAGUGCUAGAGAUGAUGAACUUCAAAGGCUUUGUCUUUGUGGGUUUUGCUCUAAGAGUUUAAGAUUGAGAUCGAGUUGUCGUUAUGGGAAAAAGGUUUUCUUGACGUUGACGGAUGUUAAGGAACUCAGUUGUAGAGUAUUUGAAGUAAUUGUUGAGCAAUCUCAAACCCUUGAGGUGCAGGAAAGACAACUUCAACCCAUAAUUGUCGGUCAAGAAACAAUGCUCGACAAGGCAUGGAAACAUCUCAAGGAAGAUGAAGUUGGUAUUAUGGGUAUGUAUGGUAUGGGCGGAGUAGGUAAAACAACGCUUCUCAUGCAAAUCAACAAUAAGUUCAGUGAAGAGAGGUGUGGAUUCGAUUUUGUGAUUUGGGUUGUGGUGUCUAAAGAGUUACAUGUAGAGAAGAUUCAAGAUGAAAUCGCUCAGAAAAUUGAUGACAUAUGGGAGAAGGUGGAUUUAACAGAGAUUGGAGUCCCAUUUCCAACAACGCAAAACGGAUGCAAAGUAGUCUUCACCACUCGUUCCCAAGAAGCACUCAAUGUCAUAGGCGAGACCAUGUCAUGCAAGAGGACAGUGGAAGAAUGGCGUAGCACGAUAGCUGAAUUGACUCGGUACGCUACCGAGUUUGCUGACAUGAAAGAUAAGAUCCUUCCUCUUUUGAAGUAUAGCUACGAUAAUCUUAAGGAGGAGCAUGUCAAAUCAUGUAUAGAGAGGGCUGAGAACAAGGGGUAUGAGAUAAUUGGUGAUCUUGUUCGUGCAUCAUUGUUGAUGGAAGAGGAGGCUGAGAAGGAUGGAACAAGACGAGUGCGUAUGCAUGAUGUUGUUCGCGAAAUGGCCUUGUGGAUUGCAUCUGAAUUGGGAAAAGAAAAGGAGGCUUUCAUUGUGCAUGCAGGUGCAUGGUUAACUGAAAUUCCAAAGGUUAACAAUUGGAAGACUGUGAGAAGGAUGUCACUGAUGCAGAAUAGGAUUCGCAAUCUCGCUGGCAGUCCUGAAUGUCUUGAACUCAAAACAUUUCUCAUGCAAUGGGGAUUUCUGGAAAAUAUCUCGAGUGAAUUCUUCAAGUCCAUGCCAAGCUAG